CAGAAGUAAAACAAACAGCUCCAAACAUUGUGCAUAUAAACUUUAGUUUUGUUCUUUCAAAUGAGAAAUAAGGGUUUAAAACAUUUAUCUGGUUUUAGAAUGUUCUAAGACUUUCUUUCCAGUUAUGAUAGAACAAUUCUGACAACCAGCAGGUAGUGUUUGUGCAACUGUCAGCUAAGCUCUCUUCCCCUGGAGAGGAAAUGCAAAACUCCACCUGCCAUACUGGGGUUUGGAAGCAAGACUGAUUCUCCAAAUCAACUGCAUCAUUAAGCUUAUUUCAUAUAGGUGGUUUUAAGCAGAACAACUAAGCAGAGUCAAGUUGAGGAUACAUGUGCAUAUGGAAAAUGAAAUGCAAAGGAUUAACAGAGAAAUAGGACUCGCAAAGAGGAUCGGAAAAUUUUAGUCAAGUUUUCAACUCAUUCAUUAACUAGACUACUAUUUUUCUGAAGUUCUAAUAUUUCUCUUUGGACUGUGAAAGUCUUUUAAACUCUUAGAUAAACUGAACUAUUGCUAUAGAUGCACAGUAAAAUAUGUUUCACUGCUACUCAAAAUUAAUAUUUGAACUGGUGCUGAAUGAGCAUUUGAAUCUACAGUUUUAUCCUCCCUUAAAAACAAGGGAAGGGUAAAAUGAAAGCUAUAUUAAGCAUCAUAAAGAUAGUUGAUAGAUAUGAGGGAAAAGAUUAAUGUCUAGUACUGGUAAAGAAAAGGAACCAGCAAAAAUGGGGUUAAUUCUAGCCUAAGGAAGCCUGUUCAACACCACUUCAAAUGAACACAAAUUAGAAGGACCCUGGGAAUCUAUAAAGCCAUGUUUUAUUACCAAGGAUCUGCAGUAAGAUCUGCAUUUGCUGCAAAACAAUGACAGUCAUUUAUUUAACAGAAUAUGCUUUUAUAUGGAUUUUUUGUUACUGAAUUGCUCAACAGGUGACAUUCAGUGCAGCUUGGUAUCACCUAAAUAACAUUAAAAGUUUUGACUACUGGUAUAGCUGAAUUUAACAUAUCCACUAACAGUGUAUCUGAAUAUAAACCAGCCUUAUGGUGUUUGGAAGAAAAUCAGAUCCGAACAAAUGACUGUGGAUGGACACACAGGAAUCAAAGGUCCAAGGAUAUUCAGUAAUUGUUAAAAGGAACAAACAGACCUAAAAUUCUGCCAUUUUCCAAUCUGCAAGAAGGAACAUUUGUGAAGAAACAUUUGUGUACGUGCAAUUCAACUACCAUUAAGUUCAGAAAGGUCCUACAUGAUCUGAAACAUUAAUUUUCUCAUUUGCCUUGUGCAUGGCAUCUUACAAAUAGCAAAUUUCUUAAACGGUUUACUUUUCUGUAACUGAUAAAUUUCAGCUAAUUUCAAGCCUACUUGGUUUGGCCUUCCAUUCCAUUUCCAAACAGUUUAAACAUUUUAUACAAAAAAAAGUAAACCUCUUUCCAAAUCCUUAAAAUGCUUGUUGUAACCUCUGUGGAAAUCCCAACAGUUUAACCAUUUUGGCACUGAAAGUCAAAGCGUGAAUACCGAUGUAAUCUUUCCAGCAGAGAUCCUAACCAUGGAAUCUUACACAGGAGCAGUAUCACCAUUUAUUUGUAACGGCACAUCUUUUGAACUAAAUGGAUCACAUUUAUGCAAUGAAAGCAUGUCUUCUAUCUUGGCUGAUAAAUCAGAAGAACACCAACAAUACAUUAUUGGGCUUUUCUUAUCAUGCCUUUACACUAUUUUCCUUUUCCCUAUUGGCUUUGUGGGAAACAUUCUGAUUUUAGUUGUGAACAUAAGUUUUCGGGAAAAGAUGACUAUUCCUGACCUGUACUUCAUAAACCUUGCAGUAGCGGAUUUGAUUUUAGUUGCUGACUCCCUCAUUGAGGUUUUUAAUCUUGAUGAAAAGUAUUAUGAUAUCACUAUAAUUUGCACUUUCAUGUCUCUGUUCCUUCAGAUCAACAUGUAUAGCAGCAUUUUCUUUUUGACAUGGAUGAGUUUUGACAGAUACAUAGCACUUGCAAAAGUAAUGAGGUCCAACAUAUUUCGUACAAUGCAGCAUGCUAGAUUAAGCUGUGGCCUCAUAUGGAUGGCAUCUAUCUCUGCAGCACUAGUGCCAUUUACAGCUGUACAUUUGCAGCACACUGGAGAGGUCUACUUUUGUUUUGCAGAUGUAGAAGAAAUCCAGUGGUUAGAAAUAACCUUGGGGUUUAUAAUCCCCUUUGUGAUCAUCGGUCUUUGUUACUCAUUAAUUGUUCGAGUUCUUGUAAAAGCACACAAACACAGGAGUCUUCGACUACGGCGCCAAAAGGCUCUUCGAAUGAUUUUUGUAGUCGUCCUGGUUUUCUUUAUUUGCUGGCUACCUGAAAAUGUCUUCAUUAGCGUUCAGCUUCUUCAAGAGAAAGGAAAGACUCUCUCUUCAGGCAACCAAUCUUUUCGGCAUGAUUAUCCCCUAACAGGACAUAUUGUAAACCUAGCAGCCUUUUCUAACAGUUGUUUGAACCCACUGAUUUACAGUUUUCUAGGUGAAACUUUUAGAGACAAAUUACGGUUGUAUGUUGAACAGAAAACUAAAAUGACAACGUUCAGUCGUUUUUGUCAUGCUGCCCUAAAGUCAGUCAUUCCUGACAGUAAUGAGCAAUCAGAAGUUUAAUUUAGUAGUGCUGUAUAAAAACAUAACUGAAAAUUGCACAAAUAUAGAACAAAAUGCCUGCUACUAACAGUAAAAUAUAGGUAUGUAGAAUGCCCUGCUGAGUAUUGAAGGUUUAUACUCUAAAUAUUUUUAUGACAAGACUUUGAUGUGGAAGAAUACAUUUUAGUCAGAUUUAUAUUUAAUCAUCAACAGGAUUACUAAAAACUGACUAAUAAGGGGCCUUUAGUUUGCAUUAUACAUGUAUGAAUGACAAUUUAUCAGGAAACGUUAUCAGACUAGGAAGAAUAGAGAUAACUCGAUUAUCAGAGAAUAGCUACUUUGCUGUCAUAUGCUAGGUGUUCCCAUUUAAAUAAUGAAGCUGCCACAACAGUGGGAAAACUCAUUACAACACAUUGAUGUGGAGAUGCAGAAAAAAAGUUAUUGAUUUACCAUCCAAAUAUAGCCAUUUGACAACUUUGCUAAGAACUACUGUGCUAUACACAGGACUGUAUAUGCUUUCUGUUCUAACAUACGUUUCAGGCAUUGAUUUUUUUGUUUGUCUUAAUGUAAUAUAGGACUAGGAUGAAGAUUUUUUUCCUCGUUUGUAAUGUUCACAUCAACGCUUCAUCAAAUCUGAAGUCACGCAUAUUAUCCUCCUCAUCUGUAUUACCUUAUCUCAGAGAAUCCAUCAAAACAAAAUUCACUGCUUCACUUUAUUUUUGAAUAUUGUCCAUAGAAAAAUCAGGGUCUUUUGUCACAAGCACAAACUACAGAUUAAAGUGUCCUAAUUAUCGAAACUACUGCUAUCUUCAUUUUAAUUUUUGUGUGUGUAUGUAUACACACACACACACACACACACACACACACACACACACACAGAGAGAGAGAGAGACAAACACAUUUACAUCAGUCACUACAUUUAAAUGAAAAUUGAACCAUUUUAAUAUUGUAACAAUAUUGGUCUUGGUUGUAAGAAUGGAAUAUUGCUGUUUUUUUAAAAAAAUACUUGUCUUCUACAAAAAAACGACAGUGUAAGAAACUCUCAUUAAAAUGUUGGAAGCCUCA
Caretta caretta (loggerhead turtle) is the source of this 3656-nucleotide messenger RNA. The record is from RefSeq and is a predicted model, not a curated record. NCBI's taxonomy places the organism in Eukaryota, Metazoa, Chordata, Testudines, Cheloniidae.